Molecule: messenger RNA, 546 nt
Organism: Zasmidium cellare ATCC 36951
Lineage: Eukaryota; Fungi; Ascomycota; Dothideomycetes; Mycosphaerellales; Mycosphaerellaceae
Exons: 1
Coding region: 1-546 (181 amino acids)
Source: RefSeq, a predicted model, not a curated record
AUGUCACCCUUGUACGGCGAAGGACAUAAAGCAUUCUGCAGACUGCAACUUGAGAUCUUGCAAAAAUAUCCGGACGACUCGAUCCUAUCGUGGGCAACAAAACAUUGCCAUGGUCCAGAAAAUGUACUGGCGAGAUCACCAGACGAUUUCCAAGGCUGCCUGCACAUGCAACCAGUUUCACUGCUUCGUCGCGAUCCGCCAAUGUUUAGCCCUCCUCGGGUAACAAGUUGGGGAAUUGAACUACGAGCGAAUGCUCACAAGUUGCGGCCCCUCCCUGAAUAUCGAAGUAUCAAUGUCGACAAUCAACAGCAUCGUUUCUUGUGGGCUUUGAGGAUGAUGGUAGCCUGGAAAGGCCAAUUUGAGGAGCUUCCGUGCAUCUUGAUAUUGGCACAAAGUCAUCCGGCUCGGUAUAACUACCGCCGUCUGGAGUGUCUCCAUUCUACGUGGGGGGUAGCGCGUGCACAUCUGCGGAAGACUUAUCGAGUUGAUAUUCUUGAGUCCGAUACUGUUUUUUAUCUGCAAUUCGACGAUGAUCUCGACUCAUGA